Molecule: messenger RNA, 1170 nt
Organism: Penicillium mononematosum
Lineage: Eukaryota; Fungi; Ascomycota; Eurotiomycetes; Eurotiales; Aspergillaceae
Exons: 5
Coding region: 1-1170 (389 amino acids)
Source: RefSeq, a predicted model, not a curated record
AUGGUCGGAAAUCAUUCUGUGGUCAUCCUCGCCGUUUCUUGGACGGAAACAUGCAUUGGCCUAUUCUUUUUCGGCCUUCGGUUUCUGAGUAACUGGAAAUUCGUUGGGCGGUUUAGAUGGGAUUUUGCUGUCGCUGGUUUGACCGUGGCGACCGAGGCUACUGCUCAGGUCUUCCUGCAGUUGUCAGUCAAUGCUGGGAUGGGCCGUCACUUGGAUAGUCUGUCAGACACGCAGAUAGUCACAGCGCUGCACUGGUCAUGGGUAUUCCAGUUACUAGCGAUCGCAGCCAGUAUGCUGGGAAAGUUGGCGAUUCUCGCCUUCCUUGUCCAGAUUCGUGGUCGUCACGAGAAAAAGCCGUGGUUCUUGAUUAUUCUGGGUGGUCUCAUUGGAGCAGUUAACAUCGCUGUCCUCGGAACGAUUCUGGGUCAAUGUAGGCCAAUGCACAAAUUGUGGGACGAUAGUGUAGAAGGAACAUGCGACCCGGGGCGCAAAAUGAACCAGAACUAUUCCUUCUUCCAGGCUAGCUUCAACGCAUUUAGCGACAUCCUGUUGGCACUGUAUCCAGUUCAUCUCUUUUGGAAGCUCCAGAUGAAGCUGCGGAUCAAGAUCGCCUUGUCUAUUCUCAUGGGGUUGGGUUGGAUAGCGGCAGUUUGCUCCGCUGUCAAGACGUAUGAGCUCAAGGCAUUGACCGAAACAACAGAUAUUACCUGCAAACGCUCAAUCCGACCUCCUCAUCUGGGCCUCGACAGAAGCUUGGAUCGUCGUCAUCGUCGGCUGCGUACCACCAAUCCGACCACUCAUGGAAAAGGUGCUGCAGCAACUGGGUUUCACCUCAAAGAAACCCUCGACUCCCUACCAGUACCGCAACUCGAGCGGAUACGCAGCAUAUGGCACAAACAAGUCCAACCCGAUGAGCCACUCCAACUUUCAGUCCAACGCAUACGGGGGAGGAAGCCAUUUGACGAUGACCCGGACUGGAUCGAGCUCAGCACAUCUGCUGGGACGAAUGGAAGUGAGGAACACAUUGUCAAUGGGCCGAAGGAUGUUGUGAUUAGAACUGAAAUUGAGACCCGUUUCGAGGAUGUGGAGGGUCAGCCGUCAGGAGAUUGUAGUAUCUCUGCCAAGGGUUCGCUCCAUGGGCGUCGUCAGGAUGCCCGAAAGGUUGUUUAA